UUGUCGCCCAUCAAACUGUCACAACUCGUUCAGACUGUCAGCAGCUCUUCGUGGCUGUCACAUCCACAUUUCCACGGAUAUCCUGCGCAACUACUGAAAGAUGUGGAAGUCAGUUGUGGGCCACGAUGUGAGCAUGAAGGUGGCUGCAGAGGGGGACGACUGGGAGACGGACCCCGACUUUGAGAAUGACGUGUCAGAGCAGGAGCAGAGGUGGGGAGCCAAAACUAUCGAAGGCUCGGGACGCAAAGAACACAUCAGCGUCGCAGAGCUCAGAAGCAAAGUUGCUGUGGAACAUGAGCAGGUGAAGCAGAAGGAGCACAUUCCCAAAGCAUCGUAUGGAUACGGAGGGAAGUUUGGAGUGGAGAAGGACCGGAUGGACAAGGUUGCGAUGGGUCACGACUACGUAGCGCAGGUCGAGCAACACUCUUCCCAGAAAGACGCAACGAAAGGGUUCGGUGGGAAAUAUGGUGUUCAGAAAGAUCGUGUUGAUAAGUCUGCCAUGGGCUUUGAAUACAAAGGAGAAGUGACACAACAUGCAUCUCAAAAAGAUUACUCAAAGGGAUUUGGAGGAAAAUACGGCGUUGAGAAGGAAAAAGUGGACAAAGCAGCUCUGGGCUACGACUAUAAAGGCCAGACGGAGAAGCAUCAGUCACAAAAAGACUACGCGAAGGGAUUUGGAGGAAAGUACGGGGUGGAGAAGGAAAAAGUGGACAAAGCAGCUCUGGGCUACGACUACAAAGGAGAAACCGAGAAGCAUCAGUCACAAAAAGACUACGCGAAGGGAUUUGGAGGGAAGUACGGGGUGGAGAAGGAGAAGGUGGACAAAGCUGCCGUUGGUUACGACUAUAAAGGAGAAACCGAGAAGCAUCAGUCACAGAAAGAUUACUCAAAGGGAUUUGGAGGGAAGUUUGGUGUUGAGAAGGAGAAGGUCGAUAAAGCUGCGUUGGGGUUCGAGUAUAAAGGCGAGACGGAGAAACAUCAGUCACAGAAAGAUUAUUCAGCAGGUUUCGGUGGUCGUUAUGGAGUACAGGCAGAUCGGAUGGACAAGAGUGCAGCAGGAUUCUCAGACAUGGACUCUCCGACCUCGGCUUACCAAAAGACGCAGCCAGUAGAGGCCUCAAGUGCAGGUGCAGGGAAACUGAAGGCCCGCUUUGAGAACAUGGCCAAGGCUUCAGAUGAGGAGAACAGGAAGAAGGCUGAAGAAGAGAGAGCAAGGAGACAAGCCAGAGAGAGCAGAGAGCGAGAGGAGGCCAAACGCAGACAGCAGGAGCAGAGCAGCAGAGAGGAGGAACCUCAGCCUCCACCUGUUCCAGAUGUGGAUCCAGAGUACGACAUGCCUCCGCAAGAAAUCCACCAACACAUGCCAGAGAUCGAAGAAACUCCAGAACCUGAACCUGAACCUGAACCUGAACCAGAGGAGGAACCGGAAUAUGAAGAACCCCCGGCUUUGCCUCCACGUUCUGAUGAUUUCCUCGACAUGGACGCCCCUCCUCUACCUGCAAGGUCAGCAGAGGUGGAGGUGGAUGAUGGAGAUUACGAGGAGCUCGCUGAACCACCUGCUCCUGUGCCGACAGAUGGGGAUAAUGACUAUGAAGACCUGACGUGUGGCCAGAAGGCAAGAGCUAUUUAUGACUAUCAGGGAGAGGCAGAUGAUGAGAUUUCCUUCAAUCCAGACGACAUCAUCACCAACAUAGAGAUGAUUGACGAGGGCUGGUGGAAGGGACUGUGUCACGGACGCAUCGGUCUGUUUCCGGCCGCUUACGUUGAGCUGAUGUGAGCGACUCACCGGAGCAGUUUGCUUUUGCACAAGCUUCACUUAAACUCAGGUUUCGUAACUUGGACAACAGAAGAAAUGAAUUUAUCACUGUAUUUAUAGAAUAAAUCACAGCAAGUUUUUUUGAUCAGCUAAUUUCAAUCAUUUGACUACAUAAUAUCCUGUGAGGAUCUGUGGCGGCGCAUGUGAAGGUAGUGAGACGACAAAACCCACAAUAAUGGUGAGAAUUGACAUGUUUUAGCUGGGAUGAACUGAUCAGAGACAAUAAAAUAUAUUUUAUGGGAAA
Molecule: messenger RNA, 2060 nt
Organism: Stegastes partitus (bicolor damselfish)
Lineage: Eukaryota; Metazoa; Chordata; Actinopteri; Pomacentridae
Gene: hcls1
Product: hematopoietic cell-specific Lyn substrate 1
Exons: 17
Coding region: 101-1777 (558 amino acids)
Biological process (GO): regulation of actin filament polymerization; cell migration
Cellular component (GO): cortical actin cytoskeleton; site of polarized growth; actin filament
Molecular function (GO): actin filament binding
Source: RefSeq, a predicted model, not a curated record